AGCUGUGAUUGGUCACAGCUUGUCACAUGGCCUUGUACCAUGUGAUCUCUGAUCAUUCACAGAUUUCACAUGUAAGCAAUGAUGUCAGAAGUGACAUGCUUACUACUCUGCAUGUGAUCACUGAUUGGCCAAUCAGUGAUCACAUGAUCGGGACCUCGCAGAGCGGUCCCGAACGACAAUCGGUGUUCCACUGUGUCCGGAGGACACAGAGGGCACCAGAUCGCGGUGCUGCAUGUAUCCAGAGAGCGCGUACCGUCCAGAAUGGUAGGCGCUGUUUUAUCAACUGCAAUCCGCCCCUGCCUGCCCGGCCGUCCUUUUACUAUAGGAUGGGCGGGAAGUGGUUA
Messenger RNA from Staurois parvus, 344 nucleotides. The record is from the annotation of a GenBank genome assembly. Lineage: Eukaryota; Metazoa; Chordata; Amphibia; Anura; Ranidae.